CGUGAUACAUCACACCAGAUAAAUAAGGACGCGUACAAGGUAAUGCUAAUCAAUUCAGUCUGACCACGAAUAGCAACGCUUACCGAAAGGAUGUCUCGAUUUAUAUUGUUUGCAGCUGUUCUAGUUGUUCUGUGUUCCAUCGCAAAAGGUGAAAUACUGUGCUAUUCUUGCGUCAGUCAAGGAGGGGCAGAUGACGCUUGCGUAACGAAUCCAGCUGCGGUAACUGCAAAUACCCCCAUUGUCAAAUGCAAAUAUAAAUACUGCACGAUUCGUCGACUUGAGUACGCUUCAGAUCCGGGAACUAUUUUUAGUUUCUUACGCGGUUGCGAAGAUGAGCCUCUUCCAAACGGGGAAAAUCCUGGAGAAGAUAUUGUUGUGUGGGCACAGUCAUGUAACUUUGCCGACUUGUGCAAUAUCGGUGACGGACUAGAAGAGAUAACACCGGAAAGUAUGGCUGGUGGUGGUGGAGAUAACUCAAAUGUCAUAAUCGUACCUGCGUCUGCUAGUUCUUUGAUGAUUGAAAAAAUCCCCUUGGUAAUCACUGUCUUGUUGGUUGCUUUAUUUCGCCACCAUCUGUAUCGAUUGUAGAGAAAUCUAUUAAUUCGCAUAAUCCAUUAAAAUAUAGCAAUAUGCCAACAUGUAAAAAUUUAUACCGUAUCUUCUAAAAGCGUCGACAAAAUACAUUUCGUAGCUAUU
Messenger RNA from Daphnia pulex (common water flea), 696 nucleotides. RefSeq lists its product as uncharacterized. The coding region runs from base 91 to 588 and encodes 165 amino acids. The transcript is spliced from 3 exons. The record is from RefSeq and is a predicted model, not a curated record. Lineage: Eukaryota; Metazoa; Arthropoda; Branchiopoda; Diplostraca; Daphniidae.